Molecule: messenger RNA, 6530 nt
Organism: Mya arenaria
Lineage: Eukaryota; Metazoa; Mollusca; Bivalvia; Myida; Myidae
Product: la-related protein 6-like
Exons: 1
Coding region: 153-1604 (483 amino acids)
Biological process (GO): RNA processing
Cellular component (GO): nucleus
Molecular function (GO): mRNA binding
Source: RefSeq, a predicted model, not a curated record
CGAAAAAUCAUGACGAGUGACAGCGAGGCUUGACGAACGUUGUGUGGGAAGAGUGGCAGUUUUGUGGGACUUUCCUGCAAUUUUACCCGAUCUCAGACAACACAGCCAGCUGCUGCCUACCAAAUUUCCCUCAAAUCCACCGACUGUUUAAGAUGGCUGAAUCAGAAAUCGUGAUCAACGUCCAAGAAGUAAGCGACAGCCUACCAGCUGACGAAAACACAAACAGCAUGAAAGAGCAGAGGGACACCACUGCCAUUGGCUCAAAGUCAGUUCCUGUUCUUAGAGUUGAAAAGUUGAAGGAAGAUCUGAAUAGCAGUUUUUCCUAUACAAGUGGUGAGGAAGAUCACAGUCGUCAGGGUUCGGAUGAUCCGGAGCACAGGUCUGAAGAUGAACCUGAAUUUGUGGCUCCCACAGAUGAAUUGAAAGAAAAAAUAAUAAAUCAAGUUGAAUUUUACUUUUCUGAUGCCAACAUUCUGAAAGAUGCAUUUCUGCUGAAGCAUGUGAGACGCAAUAAAAUGGGUUAUGUCAGCAUAAAAUUGAUUACCUCAUUCAAGAAAAUGAAAAGUUUGACUAAAGAUCACCGUGUGGUUGCUUACAGUCUCAGGCAGUCAAAUGAAUUGGAGGUUAAUGAAGAGGGUAAAAAAGUCCGACGUAAAAAACCUCUGCCAGAAUAUGAUGAAACUACUCCAUCAAGAUCUGUUGUAGCCAUAAAUCUUCCAAUGGAAAAUCCUUCAAUUGAAAAUAUCGCAGAAAUGUUUUCCAAGUGUGGUGAUAUUGCGUUAAUACGUAUUAUAAAACAAGGCAAGUCUGUUCCACAAGAUGUAAAGAAACACUGCAAUAAACAUCCAGAAAUUGGGACUAGUACUUGUGCAGUAAUCGAGUUUGAAAAGCAUGAGUUUGCACAGAAAGCAAUAGAAAAAAUGACUGAUAAAGAAGAUUGGAAACGUGGUAUGAGAGUUGUCAGACUUGCUGAAACAAAAAAGAAAAAUGACAAAUCAGGAGACAGAAAUGGUGAAUCUCAUGAAGGCAGUGGUGAUGAUGAUAAAAAGAAGAAAAAGAGAGGAGGCAAAAAGCACACUAAGAACAAACAUCUAGAUGAUGCUUGUUACAGCAGUGGUUCAGACUAUGAUCCUCCUAAUCAUACUUCCUUAAGCCCUAAUAAUUUCGAUGGCAGCAAGUUAAGUCCGAAUGCAAGUCCUAGAACUAGUCCACGCUCUAGUCCCAUGACAAGCCCAAGGAGUCAACGGAGGCGUUUGGGACCCCAUGGAAAAUCACCUCUUGCAGAACACAGCCCUGGUGGCAGUCCGAAACCAAGUCCAAGAAGCAGUCCAGAAACCAGCAGAAAGCGUUAUGAGAACUCUUCUGGUGGCGAUAGUACACCAUCUAGUCCUUGGGUUCAGAGACGUUUAAAAGCAGCUCAGGAGAUGAAUAAAAGUCCACUUGCAAUGAGUCCAGCUGGAAGCCCCUUGCUGGGGCGACGUGCUAAAGAUGGUGCACACCGGCUUGCAGAUCUUGGCUGUGUCAUAAGACAACCUAAAGGCCCAGAUGGCACGAAAGGAUUCCACCUUGGAAGAGGCAAACCACGGGCUAGCACUAUUUCUUAGACUAUAUGGAUUCUUUUUGUGUUUGAUACUAAAAACUGAUGUUUAAUGUGUAUAAGGGAUUUAAGCUAGUUUGUUAAAUUACUGUUUAUCUUCUGGUUUUAUGUCUGAAUAACAAUACAUAGCAAGGCCUAACAAAAAAUUGUUUCUAGAAAAGCCAAUCUCCAUCUUCUAAACGCCGCUGAUGUUAGGUUUUUGUUUCAUUUUUUGAUUUCUAAAAUAAAUUUUGCAGCCAGACAUUGAUUUGUAUUCGAGACGACAUUUUUCUUCCAAGUAGUGAUCAUAUACCGACAUACACCCAUUCAAAGUUCUGUCCACAAAUUCUAGAGUGUUGUGUAUUUAUUUACUAUUCAAGUCUGGUGGCUGAACUAAUCUUGACUUGGCCCAACCUACCCUACUACAUGUAUCAAGCAUUUUUUGUCAGGUCUUACUUAAUGUUACUUUUAUUGAAAUUGACAAAUUGUGUACAGACUAUUUAGAAAGUCAUUCUGAAAGGUCGUAAUUUUUGCUUUCACUGUAAAAAUGUUGUCAUUUGGGUUUGUUUAUACUUUUGUUUAUAUUAAGAUAUAUUCAUGUUAUAAAUGAUUAGCAUAUCAUAAGUUGAUUGAAAGAUUGGUGCAUAUCCUUUCUGUUAGUUUCCAAAGAUUUCAAAUUAUUUUGCAAUUAAUUUGAAAUUCAUUUUAUGUUCUGUUUUGUAAUAUUUGUAGCAAUGUAAACAUAAUUACUGAGACACAUAAGCACAUGUAGUCAAUUAACUGAUAUUAUAUUUAUUUUUGAUAGAAUAUUUGAUAACUUUCCAUUUAUGAUAGAUUUAAGAUUGAUAUAUUCACAUGAUGCUAAGACCACUAACACAUCAAAGUUGAUCAUUUGUAUUGCCCUUCUUCAGUGCUACUAACUUCAUCAAAGACUGAACAGGUACAUACAUCAAACAACAAGUUAUGUGGUUGUUUGGUGUGGGGAGAACAUGACUGUGUUUGAUGGCCAGCUUAUUCCGGAGUGUCCUUAUUUCAGCUUUAAAUGAAUACAAAUUUUGUUACCCAAAAUGUCUAAAAUGAUUAGCAACUAUUGUCUUGAUGCCGAAUUAUGGCUAUUUUUCUAAGACUGCAAUAUCGAUCAACUUAAAUAUGGCUAUAGUUUUAUCCUCAUUUCAAUGGGCCAUAGGGACCUUUAACAAAACAUGCAGAGUGAAAGUGACAAUUUUCCAAGUGCUUUUUAUUGAUAUGUUUUCUCUAGUCAACAAUAUAAUGGAACAGGAUUGUCCUCAUAAUAAUUAUGAACUUUUCAGCAUUAUAGAAACACUUCCAGAUUUAUUUUAUGCGAGACAAGUUUGAAAAUGAUUUUUUUCCCUGUUCAUAUUUUAUAUUUUAUUUUGUACAUGCUCCACAAAUUAUUUUUAACUGUUUUUUUACUGCUAAAUAAAUGACUGACUAGGAAGGAAAUGUGCUAGACACAGGGUAAAUAUAAAAAAUAAAUCAAAAAUUCAUUCAAAAAAUGCUACAUUUUUUCCUGUUUAAGUGAAUUAUAAAUCAUAUGAUUGUUGUAGUUUUUUCAUUGAAUUUUCCUGUUGUGGUUAAUUAGGUCAUUAUGUUUGUGUGUGUAGUUUCAAGUGUUCAGGGUGUUAGUUUUGACCACUUUUCAACAUUCCAAAAUGACGUACAAUACAGAUAAAAUAAUGAAGAAUAAUGACAGAUAAUAGUAAUAGAAAAGCCUCAAUGUUCUGCAUGCAUACUUGUUUGCUUCAUGACGUAGUAACAAUUACUGUGCUCAAUGCUAUUUGUUGAAAUUCAAGCUAUGUAGAAUUGGCAUUGUUGAACCUCAAUGGCAUCAUCAGUUUUUAAUAUACUGUUUGUAAAUGUGCUAGGAAUUGUUUAAUGUCAAUGUAACGUCUUGCCUGUUUGAAUUGUUAUUUACCAUGUUCAUUAAAGUAUAGGUAUAUCAUAUAAAAGCUGUCAUAUGGCAUAUGUUGGUUAACACUGAUUUUUGCUGUUUGAUGUUUUUAAAAUGUACAUACAGCGUAAAAUUCAGUGUACAUAAUUUGUGAGCAGAUUUGAGCUGUAUAUUUUCUGUAUUGAAUAUACCAUAGUAUAAUACAAUGUAGCUUUGCUUUGUUUGAUGACUGUCUGUCUAAUCGUUGCAACUUUUGAAAUAUCUCCUCAAAUUCUGGUUCAGUAAUUUGCAUAGAGAGAUUGAAUAAGUUUCACUACAGGGAUGUAGGGUACACUGUAGGGCUCUUUGAAGAAUGCAAGGUGCAAAACUUAAUGACAGUGUGCUAAAUAUGCACUUGGACCUAAGUUAAUACGUUUUUAAAAAACAAAAACAUUUCAAACAUAUUAAGUCUUCAACUCUCUAAAAACUAAUGUUUCAGUAUGUCCAUUACCGAAGCCUGCUAUCACAUAAUAGAUAUAGUUUAGGAUCAGAUAUUCAAAGUUUGUCCAUGUUAUUCUUCAUUCCUUUUGCUACAAAAUGCCUUAUUGUUUUGCCUAAUAAAUAUGUGUUGAUUGAUACAUUACUGUUGUAAGGUAAUUUGCUUUGCUCAGAUUUAAUUAUGUAUGUAUGAUAAGUUUACAGCCACCAGAUUUUCCCACAUGAAUUUGCUACGUAUUAUAUAUUUUGAAUCAUUAUUUGAGGGGAAAACAUUUCAGUGAGUACAGAGUGUGCUUCAUGAAAAGCUGUCUGAUUUUGACCUGUGAAAAUUGGCAUUAGCCUUUGUAAUACCAAUUUGUUGCUACUGUAUGUAUGCUAAUAUUGAAGAUGCCCAUACACUGCCUGAUACCGUUAUUAUUGCGCAAUACUUCACUAAAGUAAAUUAUUUUGUGUUUCGUUAUUACAUUACAUUAUCAUUUUGAAGCAGCUUAAUUCUAUCCAUAGAUGUAGGAGAAACUCUCAAUGCUUAUGUAUAUACUAGCAGAAUACUUAAUGAUAUUGUGAUAACAAAUGACAAGCUUGACUAGUUUAUUUUUAAGAGAAAACAUGAGUUAAAAAUUGUGAUAGCUUUGAAGUCCUUGUGGUGGCUUGCAUAAAUUUGAACCUUCGUCAUAACUCAAAAACCAUUCAAGAUAUUUACAAGAAUCUUGGUACACCUAUUGCGAGAAACAAUGGACACAUGUGUAGCAAGGCCCAUAACUCUAACUUGAGGCAUGCGCCGUUUCAACAGGGGAAAAUUAACAGCUGAGCAUUAUCAUCAGGCUGCCAUGUUCUUGUUAUUAUAAUAUUACGUGUGAUAUUGAUGUUUUGUCUAUGUACAUACUGUUGAAUGCAUAAAUAAUAUUGCCCAAAUGUAAUUGUGAUAGCUAGUGAGAUUGUAAUUAUUAUUAUGGGUUCUUGAGUAAGUUCACACAGUAUAAAUGUUUUUAUGUAUUGUGCUAGAAUGGUGAUGUUUCAAUUUAUAGCAAUGUUAGUAAGCAAUAUUGUGAUGUGCUCUGUCUUCGGAAGAGUGUAUCAAGUCAUGAAUCAAAGAUGGUCAAUAAUGAGUAGAAGACCUUCUGGUCACAAUAAAUGAAUGCUUUGUUUGGCAUUUCCCACCCAAAUCACAAAACUACCAGUGACCAAAAAAGUGUUUAACUUUUCUGGUGAUGAUAUUUUCUAUCAUCAACAACAACAACACCAUGAAACGUGUAAAAUGUUGGUAGGGACACACCAAACAAACUAAUUAUGUAUUUUGACCUUGUUUAACAUGUUUAACAAACUUUUAUUCUUAAUUCUAGGGUUAUUUUUAAGCACACGCUUUGUUCAUUUUUUACCUUUAGUUUCUGUCUUCAGGACAUCUUGUCAGAUUUCUCUAAUAUGUAGGAUUAAACUUUUACAAUGAGAGUCUGUUAAGUUUUCUUGUGCAAACUCGUCUGUUAUAAAGGUUUGUGAAUGUAGAGUCUUAAAUGUUAUUUGUUUUUAAAAUACAUAAUUGUAAAGAAGACCAAAAUAAAGACUAAAUUAAUGUUAAGUGUGAAUUUUCAAUAUAUAGCCUCUUUGCAUUCAAGACCGCUUGAGAACUCGCUUAUCAAAACCAAUUUAUAGCUAAAUGGAACUUUGGCCGAUUUUGUUUAGAGUAUUCUUAAUGAUUAAAUCCGAAUCCAAUGGGCGACCCCAUUGAUGAAGACAUAACACUUUGUUUAUUGUUGUAGUUUCAUUUUCACAUGUACUAGUAUUUUUGUGCUCACUCUGUGUUUUGAUUAUUUAAGUUGAAAAGAAUAUGUUCUGAUAUAGGUAACAUUUUUGUAUGAUUGUAAAACAAUCUGGUGUUUGUUCUCAGAAAUCACUUGUAAUUGGCUAAAGUCUCACUACAAGAUAUUGUAUACACCUUAUUUUAAGUUUAAAAUCAAGUGUGAUAUUGUAAGUAGUUAUAAUUGAAGUGUAUUUGUUCUUUUUUCAUUCCUUUUUAGGUAUUUUGUAACAUUAUAUAUAAUUAAUUACCGGGUAUUUAAUUAAUUAAAUGAUUAACAUCUAGCCUAAUUGGAAAACUGGUUUGCAUUUAUUACUUGACAUUGUAAAAUAUGAUGGCUCUAAUUUUAAUAAGUUAAGUAAUUUUAAAUUAAUAAUACAUUUUACUAUAUUGAUUGGUAAAUAUUAUAUAUUUUGUACUGAUUUUUUUUGCGAAUGAAUUUUUGUACUUAAAUGGCAUUGUUGAAACUUAUAGUAGUACAUUAUAGUUUUACUUGAUUUUAUGUAGGCAUUAUCUUAACAUAAUGUCAAUUGUAAGCACUAAGCACAAAAAAGAACGAAUUUAUUUGCCAUAUUUUAUAGGGAUUAAUAAAGUUCAGAGUAUUAAUGUAGCAUGUCCUAUGGUGCUAAUAUAACUGAAAGUGCAGUAUGUGUAUGAUUUUGUCAAUUUAUGUGGUAUUUUAUUUUCAAGGAAACAAAUUUGAACUAAAAUACUGGCGUAUGAUUUUUGUUUUAAAUGAAAAUAAAAUGUGGUUUACCAUUGAUGAUGAAUUA